UCCAGUACUUAAAAACGCCAAGAGAAAUAAGCACAAUGGUUGAUGCAAUAAUAUUGCGAAAUGAAUGUUUAUGAGAGGAGGCGCUGGAUGGGGACAUUCUAGUGGCAUUCAUAUAUCCAGUAUUUUGCACUGCGUUUCUUUGUUUGAUGAAUCCGUGCGGCGCGUGGUUCUUCAAAGUUGCUGUGGUUUCUGUCACCUUGCAGACUACGCUGAUUUGACGCGCUCAGAAACGCUGCCCCAGAAAUGUGCGUCUUAAACAAAUGCGACAAUGGACCGUUUUUCUGCGGUUUGUGCGAGGACAUUUGAAGUAAGGUCGCUAUCUUUCGUGCUUCUCCGUCUGCUGCGAAGUUGCGCGAGGCGCGCUUGCCUCCCGCGCGCGCGUUACGAUGGCGAGUAAUGAGCAGCGGACUUUCAUCUAUCUCAACUUCGACAUCGACCCGUUCACGGCAGAGCUCGUGUUUCCUCAGGGCGUGCCCAAGGGCGGUUCAGUGUCCCUCGUGUUUGGUGCCUUCCAGAAAGGACAGCCUGUCAAGACAACCAAGUUCACUGAAGAGUUUGCCCGUAUGGUGAGCCAGAAGUUCCGCGUCUCAUCUCCACUCGUAGACGGCAGCCCACAAUGCUUUAUCCGUAUCUCGCUCGUUAAGGAAGGCGCUGAACCGCCACAGGUCCCAAAACCAAACAAGACUGUGAGCCUUCUCAAAAAGCCCCCACUGCCACAGCCGUCACAGCAGCAGAAACAAGCGUCACCAGAUCCUCAGUUCCCCAUGACCAUCGACUUGGACGACGAAGAAGAAAAUGAUGAGGAAGUAGACGGCACAGACGAUACCGCUAAGGAUGCAACAACAAAUGCUGCAAGGGACGGGCCAGCGUGUGCUGAGCCUGCGGUCGUAACGUCUGUGGCGGCGGUCUCUGCGACAUUGAAAUCCGCGGCUCUCCAAGCUAUUGUGCCGAAAACAGCAGAGGCAAACGGUGGUGUUGAGGAUCACAGCGACAGCGAUGGGUCAGUUGGGUCACGACCAGGUUCACCUUUCGACGACGUCGGCGAUGGUGCUGCCGAAAGUACAGCCUCCGACGGUGAUGAGGUUUGCGUAUUUCGUUGCGAUCGGUGCCCUGUGGCAUUUCAUUUCAAGUCAGAGCUGCAGAAGCAUCGAGCAUUGGAACAUGGCCUACUGGAGGACUGCAAGCAUUGCAGUAAGAAGUUCCCCAGCAAAUUCAGCCUGGUACGCCAUAUGUGGUCACACUUGCCUCGCAGCAGGCUUCCUUUUCGUUGUGCAGAGUGCAAGAAGGGCUUUAUUACUAAGAGGGAGCUCCUUGGCCAUAAAGCCAAACCACAUGUGGGGAAACUGCGUGCACAUCAGGAACUUGUAACGAAAACGGAGAACAGGCCACAAGCUCGAAGUGCAGUUAAUUCUAAGGAAGUCAGAGAGGAACUCUCCUGCCCAGAGAAGCGCUCAUACUCUGCUUCUACAGAAGAGGAAAUCUUCUUCUGUGAGUUCUGUUCUGAGGUGUAUUUAACCGGCCACUUCUACCGACAGCAUGUAUCUAAGCAUCAUGCUGAAAAGCUUGACAUGUAUCCUAUUGACAUUAGUCCAUUUAAUGGAGUUGAAAAAGACCCUGAAACUGGCCCUGAUGAAGGGAAGUUCCGCUGCACACUCUGUGACAAGUGUACAGGCAUGAGUUUCCGAGAAGUGUGCAACCAUAUCAGUGAUGAACACCCCGCUGAAGGUGUGUAUGCCUGCAAACGUUGCACCCUUGUGUUUUCUAAUGAGGAGGAAUAUGGGGCACACAACAGCAGCCACGUCGUAAAAGUAACUCCCAGCCAGGCUUCACCAGGAUUCAAAGACUACCACUGUAAUCUGUGCAGUGAGGUGCUCACUCACCGAAAAGCCUUGGUUCGUCACUUACAGCAACACCACCGUGAUCCCAAUGUCAAGCCCUAUGCGUGCGAAAUAUGCCCGUCUCGAUUUCGGGGCAAGGCAAGCUUGUACAUUCACACCCGUAAGCACAACACACAGGUUGAGCGUCGUCGCUUCCCUUGCACUCAGUGUCCCAAGAUCUUCACAGCCAAGCAAUUCCUUAAACGCCACGAGGAGGCUGUGCAUGCUCGACUGCUGCCUUUUGCUUGCACCCACUGUUCCAAGCGCUUCUACUUUGAGCGCCACCUGCAACAGCACCUUGUUAUGAGCCAUCGGUCAAAACUUACAGAAGAGCAAGUGGCCGGAUUGGGACUUAUCCAUAACUUCCAGUGUGAAGAAUGUGGUUUCACUUCAUACAGUGAACGCACCAUCCGUCGCCAUGUAUACAGCCACACAGGCACCUACCCAUUCACAUGUGAAAUCUGCAAUCGUGGCUUCGUGUUCCGCUUUGAGUUAACAGCCCACCAUGCAAGGCGUCACCUGCACCAGAAGCUGCAGUGCCACCUGUGCUCCCGUAUUUUCUUCAUCAAGGAGCGGUUUGAGAAGCACCUGUCUGCUCACCAAGAAAACUGGGGCUUCACAUGUCAAGUCUGUGGCCAGCUAUUUGAGACACAGGGUUACCUGGAAAACCACCAACUACGCCAUUCAGGCAAGACACCGUAUGAAUGCACUGACUGUGGCAAACGCUUUAGUGCACCCCAGGGUUUGACCUUUCACAAACAGCAGCACCACCAUGCCAAGCGUCCUCGCCAUGUUGGCAACUCGCGCAUGGAUCACUGGCCCCUUGGCUGCGACAUUUGUGGAAUCCGGUUCAAAUACUUGAGCAGCCAGCAAGCCCACAUGGCCUUCCACCACCCAUCCACUGAGGGCGAGUCACUCCAGUGCAGCUACUGCCAGCGCAAGCUAGGCUCCAAGCUGGCCCUCUCACAGCACCUUCGGAAGCACACAAACGAGAAGUACAAGUGCAAGCACUGUGAUCGCUGUUUCCAGUCGUACGUAGGGUGUCGUACUCACCAGGUUGUCAUGCACACGCGCAGGUUCAAAACAAACUGCCCGUUUUGCAGCAAGGGCUGUGUAUCUAUCUUUGAGCUGAAGAAGCAUCUGAGAAUUGUUCACAAUGCAAUUGUGGUCAAAGAGCAGCACAACCUCGAAAUGGUUGGUGCUGGUGACACUGAACCUGUAGAGAUGAUGGAUGAGAGCAUGAUCGUUGGAGAAGAGGCCAUUCAUGUUGUUGGAGAGGAUGGAAUGGAGGUCGUAGAAGAAAGUAUGCAUAUUGUCGAUGAAGAUGGAAUCGAGGUAAUUGGUGAAGAUGGGAUCCAGAUUGUUUCUGGUGAGCGUGCGAUGGAGCUUAUUUCUCAGAAAGGCAUGCAGCUUGUCAAAGGGCAGUACAUCCAGGCAGUUGGGCAAGAAAUCCAGGUGGUCAGCAGCCAAGGUGCCGAAGGUGGAAAUGAAGUGGUUUUGUUGGAGCUUGGGGAGUCAUCAGACCUCAUGUAGAACUGUUUGCACCCUGCAAUUAAUCUUUUUAUUAAAGUGCACUUUAUUAAAUAAA
Messenger RNA from Dermacentor silvarum, 3465 nucleotides. Its product is annotated as zinc finger protein 26. The coding region runs from base 387 to 3410 and encodes 1007 amino acids. The transcript has a single exon. Gene Ontology annotation, molecular function: RNA polymerase II cis-regulatory region sequence-specific DNA binding; DNA-binding transcription activator activity, RNA polymerase II-specific. The record is from RefSeq and is a predicted model, not a curated record. Lineage: Eukaryota; Metazoa; Arthropoda; Arachnida; Ixodida; Ixodidae. Gene Ontology annotation, biological process: regulation of transcription by RNA polymerase II. Gene Ontology annotation, cellular component: nucleus.